Cryphonectria parasitica EP155 is the source of this 1380-nucleotide messenger RNA. Its product is annotated as carbohydrate-binding module family 18. Bases 1 to 1380 code for a protein of 459 amino acids. The record is from RefSeq and is a predicted model, not a curated record. Gene Ontology annotation, biological process: carbohydrate metabolic process; chitin catabolic process. The transcript has 2 exons. Gene Ontology annotation, cellular component: extracellular region. Gene Ontology annotation, molecular function: chitinase activity; chitin binding. NCBI's taxonomy places the organism in Eukaryota, Fungi, Ascomycota, Sordariomycetes, Diaporthales, Cryphonectriaceae.
AUGGUUCGCGGAGUCGGCUUCACCUCCGGCCUGGCGGCUGCCGCGGUGGUGGCCACAGCUCAUGCUGCUGCCCCUCGCUAUGCCCUUUACUUUGACCAGUAUCAUACCGCCGUCCUGCCCAACAGAACAAUGACUGCUGGUAUUACGCAUGUCAUUACUGCUUUUGCCAACUCGUCCUACUUCGUGGCCGACGCUGGCGAGACAAUGGGCUCGUACACACCGUUCAUGGACCUGACCGACAUCCGUGCCAUGUUCGACAACGGUACGAAGGUGUGUAUGGCUAUCGGCGGCUGGGGCGAUCUCGAGGGUUUCCGUCUUGGUGCUGCAACCGACGCGUCGCGCGCCGCAUACGCCCAGAACGUGGCCGCCACCCUGGAUACCCUUGGCUACGACUGCAUCGACGUCGACUGGGAGUACCCAGCCGGCAAUGGCUACGACUACAAGCAGGUGCCCAACGCCCAGCUCACCGCCGAGAUCGAGACGUACCCGCUGUUCCUGGCCGCUAUCAAGUCCGCCAUCGGCGACAAGGAACUCUCCAUCGCCGUGCCAGCCCUGGAGCGCGAUAUGCUCGCCUACACGGCCGAGACAGUGCCUCAGAUCAGCGCAGCAGUCGAUUUUGUGAACAUCAUGACCUACGACCUGAUGAACCGCCGCGACAACUUCACCAAGCACCACACCGACGUGAACGGCUCCCUCGCCGCCAUCGAGACCUACCUUACGCGCGGCAUGGACCCGGCCAAGAUGAACCUGGGCAUCGCCUUCUACGCCAAGUACUUCACCCUCGCCGCCAACACAACCUGCACCACCGGCCCCAUCGGCUGCCCCAUCGCGCUCGCCGAGGACGCAGAGGGCCAGGAUACAGGCACCUCGGGCGCCGUGACCUUUGAGGCAACCUCCUUCCCCGCCGCUGGGCCUACCAACCUGACUGCGUCCCCCGACAGCUCCUGCGGCGUGGGCACCUCCUUUGCGUGCACGGGCAAUGCCACCUCGGGCUCCUGCUGCUCCCAGUAUGGCUUCUGCGGCGACACAAGCGCCCACUGCGGCACUGGCUGCCAGAGCGACUACGGUACCUGCGCGGCAGCGACCAAAUCGACGGCGCAGUCCUUUGCCGAUGCUUUGGUUCAGGGCGAGACAGACACGGUGCGCGGUGGGCAAUGGUGGGUGGAUGACGUGGCCGGCCUGUUCUGGACCUGGGACACACCGGAGCUCGUCGCGCGCAAGUUUUCCGAGAUCAUCGAGGCCAAGGGCCUGGGCGGGGUCAUGGCCUGGUCGCUGGCUGAGGAUAGCUAUGACUGGGGGCUGCUGAAGGCGAUGCAGGAUGGUGUUGCUGGGUUGAAUGCGGUGGAGCAGAAGAGGAAGAUUCGACGGAGACGGUAUUAA